AUGGCCUCAAAAGCAACGAUUCUUAGAGGUAACACCUGUUCGGUAUGUCAGGCUGUUCUCUGUCCUGAACCUGGCUACAAUUUUGGACCUGAUCCAAAGUUAUCAUACACUACCCCAGCCGGCCAAACCCUUGUCGCCUUUCGAAAUGCUUCUCAGGAAGAUUGCGUUAUUUGCUCAACUAUCUUCAACAUGUCUGAGCAGCAUCGAUUGGCAUGGUCGGAUACCUCGUCGAAAUACUGGCAGCCAUUGCAAUAUCGCGUACAAAAAUAUGCAGGCGAGGAGGCGUGCAAUAUGGAAUCUGAUACAUCGUCUGCAACCACAUUAGCAACAGCAAAGGAAUGGUUUCUUCACUGUCAUUCUGAGCACAAACUAUGCCACAAGCUAUCAACUUUUGACUCGGCCAGGCUUCCUACUCGGCUUAUUGAUAUCGGGCACGACGGAGAUACUAAUUGGUUUCUCCGCAUUAUGCAGGAACAAAGUAGUUUGUCAACACGCUUAUCUUAUAUGACACUCAGUUACCGCUGGGGAUCUGAUGCGAAUUUCACGCUUCUUUCUUCAAAUAUAGCACAAUUUGAGCAAGGCGCACCAAUCUGCGACCUUCCUCAACUGUUCAGAGAUUUUAUAACGGUAGCUCGGACUUUUCGCAUCAGAUAUGUCUGGAUUGAUGCCCUGUGCAUCAUACAAGACUCGAUCGAUGAUUGGGAGGCUGAAGCACCAAAUAUGAGACACGUCUACGCAAACUCCGCAUGCAAUAUCGCGGCGUCGGUUUCCAAAAGCCCAGAAGAAAGCAUGUUCCGUUCCAGGGAGCCCGACAAAAUUCGACCUCGUAUGGUUUGGAGUUCUUUAUCCUCUGAUCGACCAUCCUUCCACUAUAUCUUUGAGAAGAGAUACUGGGAUAGACAAAUUUCCAACGGACCCUUACAUAAACGAGGGUGGGUAUUUCAAGAAAGGUUCCUGGCUCCUCGAGUACUUUAUUUUGGAGAAGACCAAAUUCUGUGGGAAUGCCUCAGUGAACAUAAGUGCGAAUGUUUCCCUUGUGGUAUUCCAGCUCAUUCAUCGGACAAAAACAUGGAUGCGCUUUUUGAUUAUAUGCCCACGAUGGAUGGCGUAGAUCCACAGAGCCGAGAGCCCAUGUCACUGGAAGGAUUCAACUUGUGGAAUGAUCUUGUUCAAAGAUACUCUUGCUGUGACUUGACAAACCCUUCGGACAAAAUGAUUGCUAUAGCCGGCAUCGCCGAACUUUUUCAGGAUAUCACUGGUGACGAAUAUGUAGCCGGCUGGUGGAAAUCACGCCUUCUUGAAUCACUGGAUUGGCGUGUCUUUGAGCCCCAGGAACGGCGGAGUGCGUGCUAUAGAGCACCAUCCUGGUCCUGGGGUUCAGUUGAUGGACCGGUCACACCGUCUGGUUUAUCUGCUUCUGCCGAAUUCCUUGUCAGUAUCGUGGACUUUCAUGUGGCCACAGGAAGCUCAGGUACUACAGACAAUGUCUUGAAGGGGUACCUCGAGCUCAGGGGCACUGUUCUCGUAGGGGUCUGCCGCAAUCUCAGCAAUGGAAAUCGCGCUAUAGAUAUUGAGGGUCGGCAGCUUCCUGUCUGGAUUUACCCAGAUUCUUCGGACACUCAAUUUCAGGAGGGCAAGAAGGUCAUCUGUAUUCCAUUGAAAAAAGACUCCUCAUGGGACGCUAGUGGCGAGGCAAGAUCCCACAUCACUUUCAUUUUAGCCGAGGAAGUAGAUCAGCAACAAAAUUCCAGUAUUGUCUAUCGACGUCUUGGAAUCUUCACUCUCAAUACGCAAGAAGAUGUGGAAUAUAUCUGCGCAAUUUGCGAUACAAAGGCUAUCGUUAUGAUAUAA
Aspergillus vadensis CBS 113365 is the source of this 1851-nucleotide messenger RNA. RefSeq names its product HET domain-containing protein. NCBI's taxonomy places the organism in Eukaryota, Fungi, Ascomycota, Eurotiomycetes, Eurotiales, Aspergillaceae. The record is from RefSeq and is a predicted model, not a curated record. Bases 1 to 1851 code for a protein of 616 amino acids. The transcript has 2 exons.